Molecule: messenger RNA, 5872 nt
Organism: Oncorhynchus keta (chum salmon)
Lineage: Eukaryota; Metazoa; Chordata; Actinopteri; Salmoniformes; Salmonidae
Exons: 9
Coding region: 179-2455 (758 amino acids)
Biological process (GO): regulation of transcription by RNA polymerase II
Molecular function (GO): DNA-binding transcription factor activity, RNA polymerase II-specific; protein binding; RNA polymerase II cis-regulatory region sequence-specific DNA binding
Source: RefSeq, a predicted model, not a curated record
UCAUAUGACUAGUGCUUCCGCAGAAUUGGGUACAGUCAUUUACAGUUGUCAACAACAGUCCCAAGUUUUCUGUCCCGAGGUUUAAACUGUGUUCGGGAGGUUGUCACACUGAAUAUGUCAGCCUCAUAAACCUGUUUAGGAUUUCAGCUCACCGUCGUCCUAGGAUAACCGUCGUCAGAUGUUCGUUGCCAUGUCUAGUCUGGAGAGCCUGCGGUCCUCUGUGUUUACCUUUGAGUCCUCCGUGCACAGCUGCCAUGUGCUGCGUUGUCUGGACGACCAGCGGAGGUGUGACCUGCUGUGUGACAUCACUGUGCUGGCCGAAGGGAGGAGUUUCAGGGCCCACCGUUCUGUGCUGGCCUCCUGCAGCGACUACUUCACACACAGGGUCUCCUCCCACGCACCACAGGGACUUGUCGUCACCCUGCCUCAGGAGGUGACGGUGAGUGGCUUGGAGCCCCUGCUGCAGUUUGCCUACACCUCCAAGCUGCUCUUCAGUAAAGAUAAUGUCAUGGAGAUACGCCACUGUGCCUCUAUUCUGGGUUUCAGGGAUCUGGACUCGGCCUGUUUCGACUUCCUCCUGCCCAAGUUCUUCAGCAGCAGUUCGGCCUCCUUCCAGAGGAAGACCUGCUGUAAGACACGGUGCAGGAGACAGUCCCCUGGGCCAGAGCUCAGCGACAUCGACACCAACAAGGAUGUCUUAGAUGAUGACAAAGGGGUCCGGGUGGUUUCUGAUUCGCCCGUUGAACAGGAUGUGGGUGGCCAACCAGCAAAUGGCGAGACGGGACGUGAAAGCAAAAAUCUCACCCCUCCUCCCGAAGCCGAUAUCCAAUCAGACGGUCAGACUGACUACUCCCUACAAUGCCCCAAGUACCGUAAGUUCCAGCAGGCUUGUGGGAAGGUGAGGCCGUGUGUGGAGAUCUGUGUCCCAGAAACAAACCAUGACUCCCCAGUGGUGAGCGAGGAGGGCUGCCCUCUACCCCUGCACCUUCCCACGUUCGUGCGAACCUGUUCCAGUGGUGGAGGAUUUAGGGAAGGUCCUGCGGUGGAGAUGUCUUCUGGAGAAAACUAUUCACUUCUCUCACAGACACAGACUGACCAGGCAGGACAGGGAGAGGCGGAGCAGAGGACUGACCAGGCAGGACAGGGAGAGGUGGAGCAGAGGACUGACCAGGCAGGACAGGGAGAGGCGGAGCAGAGGACUGACCAGGCAGGACAGGGAGAGGUGGAGCAGAGGACUGACCAGGCAGGACAGGGAGAGGUGGAGCAGAGGACUGACCAGGCAGGACAGGGAGAGGUGGAGCAGAGGACUGACCAGGCAGGACAGGGAGAGGUGGAGCAGAGGACUGACCAGGCAGGACAGGGAGAGGUGGAGCAGAGGACUGACCAGGCAGGACAGGGAGAGGUGGAGCAGAGGACUGGAGAAGAGGAUGAUGAGGAGAAGAGAGAGACGAAUGAGGGGAAGAGAAAGAUGGACAAGAGAAGGAGAGAGGCAGAUGAAGAGAACACAGAGAAGUAUGAGAGGAGAGGAGAGACAGAAGAGAGGAGGAGAGGAGAGACAGAAGAGAGGAGGAGAGGAGAGACAGAAGAGAGGAGGAGAGGAGAGACAGAAGAGAGGAGGAGAGGAGAGACAGAAGAGAGGAGGAGAGGAGAGACAGAAGAGAGGAGGAGAGGAGAGACAGAAGAGAGGAGGAGAGGAGAGAGGGCUUCUGGAGUUGACUGUCACAGCUCUAUCCUUCCUCUCGUGGAGGUGUCUAGUGGUCAGCUUGUCAGCUGUGAAGAGAGCCCAGGGUUGGGUACAGCACCACACCGAUGUCCCCUGGAGGCACCCGGGCUGGACAAGCAGAGCUCUGGAGGUGUGGGGGAAGGAGGUUGUGUUCUAGGGGGUAGAGGACACCAUGAAGGGAUAGAUCCAGCUGUCUCCUGCCUGCCACAGACAGAACAGGAGCAGGGAGAGAGAGCGAGGAGAAAGGUGGGGAGAAUGAGAGAACAUGGAAGAAGUGAAAGCGGAGAGAGGAGAGAGCGAGGAUGGGAAGAGAGGAGCAGCGUGGAAAGAGAGGUGGCUGAACACUUGGCUCAUGGCCCCUGGUCAGAGCUCUCCUCUUCUCCUACCCUCCUCCAGGACUUCCCUGGGACUGAGUCUGGGAACCUCCGGAGCAGCAACCCCACCUUGGACUGGCUUCACCAGCUUGACAUCAGCUCCAGUACCGGGGACUGUCCCUUCCUCCACGGCUUGGACAGGGAGACAGACGGAGGGACGGACAGAGGGACAGGGGAGGGGACGGACAGUGGGACAAAGAGCGCAACUGGGCUGGGGUGCGAGGGGUCGUCCCAGUUAGAGAAGAGUCCCUGUGUGUCGUCCCUGACAUCUGGAGACGAUGGAGACUCAGACUGCUUCGAUACGGAGGGAGACAGCGAGUCCUGUUCCUACAGACAGAGAGUCAGGGAGGUGAGUUAAACUAGAGGGAGACAGAGAGUCCUGUUCCUACAGACAGAGAGUCAGGGAGGUGAGUUAAACUAGAGGGAGACAGCGAGUCCUGUUCCUACAGACAGAGAGUCAGGGAGGUGAGUUAAACUAGAGGGAGACAGGGAGUCCUGUUCCUACAGACAGAGAGUCAGGGAGGUGAGUUAAACUAGAGGGAGACAGAGAGUCCUGUUCCUACAGACAGAGAGUCAGGGAGGUGAGUUAAACUAGAGGGAGACAGAGAGUCCUGUUCCUACAGACAGAGAGUCAGGGAGGUGAGUUAAACUAGAGGGAGACAGAGAGUCCUGUUCCUACAGACAGAGAGUCAGGGAGGUGAGUUAAACUAGAGGGAGACAGAGAGUCCUGUUCCUACAGACAGAGAGUCAGGGAGGUGAGUUAAACUAGAGGGAGACAGAGAGUCCUGUUCCUACAGACAGAGAGUCAGGGAGGUGAGUUAAACUAGAGGGAGACAGAGAGUCCUGUUCCUACAGACAGAGAGUCAGGGAGGUGAGUUAAACUAGAGGGAGACAGAGAGUCCUGUUCCUACAGACAGAGAGUCAGGGAGGUGAGUUAAACUAGAGGGAGACAGAGAGUCCUGUUCCUACAGACAGAGAGUCAGGGAGGUGAGUUAAACUAGAGGGAGACAGAGAGUCCUGUUCCUACAGACAGAGAGUCAGGGAGGUGAGUUAAACUAGAGGGAGACAGAGAGUCCUGUUCCUACAGACAGAGAGUCAGUCAGGGAGGUGAGUUAAACUAGAGGGAGACAGAGAGUCCUGUUCCUACAGACAGAGAGUCAGGGAGGUGAGUUAAACUAGAGGGAGACAGCGAGUCCUGUUCCUACAGACAGAGAGUCAGUCAGGGAGGUGAGUUAAACUAGAGGGAGACAGCGAGUCCUGUUCCUACAGACAGAGAGUCAGGGAGGUGAGUUAAACUAGAGGGAGACAGCGAGUCCUGUUCCUACAGACAGAGAGUCAGGGAGGUGAGUUAAACUAGAGGGAGACAGAGAGUCCUGUUCCUACAGACAGAGAGUCAGGGAGGUGCAGCUGCCGUUCUCUGUGGGUCGCAUCGUGGGGUUGAGCAGGAAUGACUUCCAGCUGAUGCUGAGGCACCAGACUCUGACCAGAGAACAGCUGGACUUCGUCCACGACGUCAGACGCAGGAGUAAGAACCGUAUCGCGGCGCAGCGCUGUCGCAAGAGGAAGCUGGACUGUAUACACAAUCUGGAGCAUGAGAUAGACAAACUGAGGACCGAGAAGAACCAGCUGAUAUCAGAGAGGAGCCAUCUGAACCAGAUGAAGCUGAAUACUUGGCACAGUGUGUCCGCUCUUUGUCAGAGAGUCUGCAGCGAGGCCGCCCUGAGACCAGAACAACUCCAGGUCCUAGCCAAGUACUCCUCCCCAGACUGCCCGCUCUCUGCUCUCAUCUCCCCUACAGACCCAACCUCCCCUGGGCUAGGAGGACCACUACAAUCCCAGGCCUCUCCCUAGGCCUGCUCCUCCUCAGGCCUAGCCUCAGAUACCUGUCAGAACCCUUCAGGAACCUUUGGAAUCUUCGGAACCCUCGGCCAGCUGCUCCAGGGACACACCCACAGGGGAGGAGCUCUCAGGUGAUUGAACAAGCCCUCAGGUAUAUACAGCUGUGUGAUCAGUUGACUUGGAUGCCCUGCCCAUGGAUGAGUGUGGGUCUGGACACCUUCAUCAUCGUCAUCAUCACCAUUUCAUAGACUUUCUUCUACAGGCAAAGACACUGUGGUUGUGUUCCAAUAAUCUCUCCUUCCUCAGAGGGGGCGCUCGGUUACUCACUAAAACAUCAGAUUGGUGUAGGCACUGAGCAGGGAUGAAUGAAACAGGAGAGUAUUUUCCCACGGUUGACACGGUUACAUACAAGAUGACAGUAUUUCAACCACAUGAAAAUAUGCAUGCAAGAUGAACUGAAAUCUACCACCAGAGAUAAACUGUGUGUGUGUGUGUGUGUGUGUGUGUGUGUGUGUGUGUGUGUGUGUGUGUGUGUGUGUGUGUGUGUGUGUGUGUGUGUGUGUGUGUGUGUGUGUGUGUGUGUGUGUGUGUGUGUGUGUGUGUGUGUGUGUGUGUGUGUGUGUGUGUGUGUGUGUGUGUGCGUGCGUAUACAGUACCAGUUUUGAGCUGCUCUUGCCAUAAUAUGGACUUGAUCUUUUACCAAAUAUAGCUAACUUCUGUUUACCAUCCCUACCUUGUCACUACACAAACGAUUGGCUCAAACACAUUAAGAAAUUCCACAAACUAACUUUUACCAAGGCACACCUGAUCAUUUAAAUGCAUUCCGGGUGACUACCUCAAAGCUGGUUGAGAGAAUACCAAGAGUGUUCAAAGCUGUCAUCAAGGCGUGGCUACUUUGAAGAAUCUAAAAUCUAAAAAUAUAUUUUGAUUUGUUUAACAUUUUUUUGGUUACUACAUGAUUCCAUAUGUGUUAUUUCAUAGUGUUGAUGUCUUCAAUAUUAUUCUACAAUGUAUAAAAUAGUCAAAAUAAAGAAAAACCCUUGAAUGAGUAGGUGUGUCCAAACUUUGGACUGGUACUGUAUAUACACAUGAGAAGCACUAUAUUUAGUCUGAUGUUUAUCUCAUAGACGAAUAGCCAACAACAUGUUGGAAAUUAGAAGCAGAACUUUAGUGACUUUAGUCAACUAGAUUAUCGAGGCGACCAUUCUAUCGAUUCAUGACACCAGUCUUUUCCCUUCAAAUCCAUGAAGGGAAGUGAACAAGUGCACACUUUUGGGAGAAAGGAGUUGAAAAGUUGGGACGUAACCUGUGUGAAAUAAGACCCUAUUACAAUCCAACCACAACAACCUAUGCAACUUAAUGAAUAUGAAUAUUCAUUGAACAUGAAGAAUGUAAUUACUACUGAAGUUAUAUUUCUCUGUGUCUUCUUUGACAGUUUUACGCCUCAAACCGCUAAUUUGAGUGUUUUGUUACUUGUGCCUUAUUUUGUUAUAACCAGCAUUCCCUUGUUAAUUGAGAAGUUAAUUAAAAUUAUAUGCCAUGUUUUUCAAAGAACUUUGAAAGGCCUUCCUCUGAAUAUGUUCAAUAGCACACAAAGCCAAGGUAACCUUUAGUCAACCUUAAGGGUUAACUUUUGGUUAAGUUAAGGACAGCUGUGGUGAACCUGUGGUCAUUGAUCAUCCAUAUCUAUCUCAGGAGGCGGCUGUGGUGAACUCUGGACCGUGUGUUCUAGAACUCUGAAGGGUUCCGGAAAACAUUACACUUUGAACUGGCUUGGGGGACUAUUACUAUUUUAAAUUCAGGAAAAUUCUAGAAUAUGACCUAUUCCAAAACAUACAACACACCUCAUGGAGAGAGUGUCUUCUCAGGUAUAGCAAUGCAAUGUAAAGAACUCAUAAAAAAAAAAAAAACAAUAAAAAAAACAUCUGUCUUUGUC